AUGCCAACUCUUAAGGAAAGAAACUGGCACUCCAGGAAGAAGUUUGUUCAGGAUGAGGUGUUCCAAGGGGAUACUGAGUGUGCUCAUACUGGGAUUGGAGAGGAUUUGAAAAACCUGGAUCAUGAGCUAGAAGCAGGGAGAAGUAUUCGGUCAAAGAGUGAUACUGAUGGCCUGGAACAACUUGAAGAGCAUUUUGUUGCAAAAGUUGGUACAGAUGAGGAGGAAGCCCAAAAAAUUGGCAAUGUCUAUUUGAAAGAUAUUGCACAAGUUUUAUCAUCACAUUUUCGUCGGAUGACUAAUGACGAACUUGGAGUUACCCUUCUACAGUCCAGUAUUGAUUCGGCUCCUGUUUUUGAGGAAGAUGAUGUGGACAUCAACAAGAUUCUUAAACAGGUUGGAGAUCGUUUGGAACAGAAGUUGUCAUCUUACAUGACUAUUAUAGCAAGCAAUAAGAUUUCUGUGGAGCAGCUGCAUUCAAGACAUUUUCUCAACACAAGAGGGACAUUGAUGCCUUGCUGCUUGAUUCCAGAUCACAUGCUACACUUUGUGAAGCGCUUUGGUGCAAGAGUGAGCCAAGACACAGUGUGCCACAUUGUUCCUUCUGGUCUACAACCUCAGAUGGUCAUACCUGCUGAAAAUCUCACAAGUGCUUUUGCACAGCAUGUAGAUCAACAUGCCAGCAUCAAAUGGCAGUACUUCAUCUCUGCUCAAGGAGUGCACACAGAAUUCCCUGCUCACAGAAUGCAGGUUGGACCAUCGUGCAUUUCUCAAGAUGAAGCACGUCAUAGGUCUGUAUUCAUUUCUACAAUGGCAAAUACUCCCAAGAAGACAGUGCUGAUUAUUGAUGGAGCAUCUGGUCACAUUCCAGAGAUCUCCAGGGCUGUGGAAACCAUUGGGAAAUAUUUCAUAUCCCUGCUCUCUGAGAAGGAUAAAAUUGGAGUUGUUUGGAUGGGGCCAGAAGAACAAGAUUUUAUCCAUGAAUGCUUGAGUGAAGCCAAUACAAGAACAAAAGAAGCCCUCUUGCAUUUCUUUGAGCCCUUAAAAGUUGGGAGUGUGAGAGUGGCUAGCAAGAGUUCACAGUGGGAACUAGCUGAGGCAUUCCAUAAAGCUGUAGAGCUCCUGGAUGCAGACACAAGGGAUCAAAAUGAAGAGAAGGAAGAAAAUCUCAUUUAUCUGGGAUUGAGAGCCCCAUCUUCUUCAGAGGAAACUGCUAGAAUAUUGACCGUGAUUGCUGAGAGAGCUUCAAAAAUUUCAUCUCUGUUCAUUGUUCACACCAUCUCCAUUUUCUCAGAUGAAAGCAGACAAAGGAGAAAGAUGUCAACAGACUUUUUAGAGGAUGUGGCCCGACAAGAAUAUUCAAAGUACAAUGUGAUGUAUGAGAGACAGCAGGCAAUCUAUCCUGGUCUCUCACUCACCUUGAAUACUUCCUCUCCAUCUCUCAUUCUUCCAUUUGAAGCUCUGUUUGGGCCAUUUUCUGCUUCUCAUGGAAUUCACUUUUCUUUGCCUCAUCAUGACUCUAUCAGUGGACGUCCAGUUAUCAGUGUGAGCCAGGCUUGUUUCCAUGUGCGGAAAACAAUUGGGAUUGUGGGUCUGGAUGUAGACAUUGAAGACUUGGCCCAGGAUCUCAUGUAUCCUAAUUCUUCAAAGACUGAUAUCUAUGGAUUCCUUGUACAUGAGUCUGGGCAUGUGCUUGUUCACCCUCUAUUACCAAGACCAUCUCGAAUGUUUCAACACCCGAUUCAAAUUGACAUCCACUCUCUUGAAUCUCCUCUCAAGUCUUCAGCUGCUGCAAGUAAAGGCCUUCUACAGAAUUUCACAGGCAACUUCUCUCUAUCACAUUCUGGCAAGAAGAAGGAAUAUGUGUGGAUUCGACUGAAGGGCUCUCCAUACAUCCUUUGUUAUGUCAAGAGUGGGAAGUCAAGCAGUGAGAACAGCGGAAAGAAGUCUUCAGUGUCAAGGAACAUGACUUUGGGCACAAAGGGAUCAGACAAGCUUCUCUUUCAUCGCCUUGAUCUUUUACCUGAUUCCCAUUCUCAUACUCUUUGUUGGCAUUUCAAACGCUGGGUUACAUCUGAGGCAUGCACAUUGUACCUGUCACCGAAAGCGUACUUGGAGCCAUAUGAUCACUUGGUGGCAGAGGAGACAUUACGCUCCAUACAGAGUUUUAUGGCUUAUGUGAAUGAUGACACAAAGCUGAUAGCAAAUCCUGGACUACGAGCUGGAAUUCGAGAGCAUGUUCGAGCAUUGCUUCCUGUCAUGGAGUAUUGGAAACACAAGGCACAGACAUCUCGCCUCUCUGACUACAUACUUUUCAGAUAUGUGGCAACAGAGAGAGGAGUGAUGCUGACAUACCCUGGCACAGUGAUGGACAGUGAUUAUGACCCAAAUAGAAGUGGAUGGUGGGGACAUGCAUGGGACAAACCUGGGAAAGUGGUAGUGUCCCCUCCUCAUUUGGACCCAGGUGGAGCAGGCUAUGUCCUAACUGUCAGCCAUACACUUUAUCAAGGAAAGAGUGAUGGUCUUCAUCAUCAGGAUGAUCCUGUUGUUGCUGUCCUUGCUCUUGACAUAACUCUUGGAUAUCUCUACAGACUUAUUGUUGAUGCAAUUGGAGCCUGCAGAGAACCAGGAAUUCAUUGUUUCCUCAUGGAUGAUGAUGGAUAUAUACUGGCUCAUCCACAUUUCCUCACACCUGGAGUAGCAGUGGUAGGGCGACACCUGACACACAUGGAGAGUCUAAUUGCCAGUGAUCUCCUCAACCACAAUGGAUUUAUCAACAAGACAGUCUGCACAUCUCAUGUCUCCCAAACUCUUAGACGGUGGGUCUCAUGCCCUUCUCCUAUAGCUAAUGCCACUGUGGCUGUUCAUGGGAUAGGGAAGUAG
Molecule: messenger RNA, 2880 nt
Organism: Darwinula stevensoni
Lineage: Eukaryota; Metazoa; Arthropoda; Ostracoda; Podocopida; Darwinulidae
Source: the annotation of a GenBank genome assembly